UUAAAUUACGCGAACAAUUAUAUUCAUAUUCACUUAUAAAUUAUUGUUUAAUAUUUAUCACAGUAUAAGUAACCAAAUAAGUAAUUGUAUUUAAAAAUGUCCUCGCUAUUAAAAUUAAUACCACGUAAGGAAAAAUUAUUGAAAUUCAGGGGUGCGAUGGCACCGGUACUCACACCGUUCGACAAGAAUGGCGAAGUGAAUGUCUCGCAAAUCCCAAAAUAUGUCAAGUAUUUGGUGGACAACAAAGUGGACGGCGUUUACAUCUGCGGCACAAAUGGCGAGGGAUAUAACCUCACGAAUGACGAGCGCCUGUCGGUCGUAAAGGCCUGGCGUCAGGCGCUGGACAAACAUCAGGCAAACCUAACGUCUGUGGUUAAUGUGAGCUCGUAUUGUGUGAAAGAGGCACUGGAUCUGUCCAAACACGUGGAAAGUAUGGGUUUCGAUGCCAUCGCUGUUUUGCCCCCAAAUUAUUACAAACCUAAUAGUGUUGACGAUUGGCUCAACUUUCUGAAGGGGUUCGGUAGGGCGGCGCCCAAUACACCACUACUUUACUAUCAUAUACCCUCUAUGGCUGGAGAACUGAAUUUCGAUUUGAUUGAAGCGGUCGCUGCGGGACUCAAACAAAUACCACAAUUGUCUGCCAUUAAAUUCACCGACAAUAAUAUGAUCCGUUUGUCAGCCCUCCAUAAAUUUAGGGAUGAGUUUAAGACAUUCCUCGGCUUCGAUCAGGCUGUGAUAACAGUGCUAACGGCACUGGACUUUGACUCAGCCAUAUCACCCCUGUUUAAUCUACAAGACUAUCCCGAUAUCUAUAAACGAUUCCUCGACUUCAAUGGACGGUUAGAUUUAGUGAACGCCCGCACAGAACAGAAUAAACUACUCGAAGUGAAUGCCAAAAUCAAAAGCAAUGGCAAUCCUAUUGUUAACAUUAAGGUAGCCUUCAAUGAGAGUGUCAAACACCUGGGCAUCGAUGUAGGUCUACCACGACCUCCAAUUCACUAUCAUUAUAGUCAAUGAAUUUGUUUUACAAACACUUGUUAUAAAUAAUCGAUUGUCAGAAAUAUUAUACAAUAAAGUUAUAUAAUUUAUUGUUAUGUAUUAAUGUACUGGAAAUGAUUGUUUAUUUGAAAAACCUG
This is a messenger RNA of Oppiella nova, 1136 nucleotides long. Lineage: Eukaryota; Metazoa; Arthropoda; Arachnida; Sarcoptiformes; Oppiidae. The record is from the annotation of a GenBank genome assembly.